CUCAGUUUCAAAUUUUGAGCUCUCUCUCUGUCGCGAUGGAUGUGAAAGAAGCUGGAGCGUCUCUGGAUGCGCUGAUUUCCUCCUUCAAUUCCCGAAUAGCCGAGCUCCAGCAGCUAGUUAUUGCUCGCAACAUGUACCCUGCUGGCAGCAUCACCGAUUUGUCUGCCAUUGAUGCAGCGUUAAACGGCAUGGAGCUCCAGGUUCUAAAUAUCAAGAAUCGCUUACGCGAAGAGACUCGAGCCAUCCCUAAAGCCAAGAAGUUAAUAGUGGCAGCACUGCAGCAACAAAAGAAAUUGGAGACCAUAUCUGCUUGUGUUCCAUCAUGCAUCCCUGAAAGAAUUACUAACUUCAAUCAGGAUGAUAAUAAAUGGGCACAAAAGGAAGAGCAUGUGCAAGAUCUUAAAUUUGAGUCUUUGAAGCUUGAGGAGCGUACUGCACCUAAAGAGAAGAAAGGUCGAGCUUCCGCUCCAAUGUGGUAUAUUACUGCCGAAGAACUGAAUUCAGUGCCACCGUACAUGAAGCAAAGGCUCACUUUGGAUAAAAUGAAUGCUGCAAUUGGUGAUAUGGCAAACUAUGCUGAAGCAAAUGCACACCUUAUCACAGCACCGAGGAAAAAGCUGGCAGAUAACAACUUGGACAAGGCUCUGAAACUAAGAGAGAUUUCAACAGCAGAUUCAGUAAAAGGAAAAUAUUUUUUCCUAGAGUCAGAUAUAAAAGGGCCUUCUCUAAAACUUGAUAACACAGGAAGAGCACUGUUGACGGUGCUUAGGCAUCUCGGGCGGAUAACCGAGACUCGAAUUGGUCAUGACCGUGUCAUCAUCCUGUUGAGGCCUUGACCAAACAUGUAUCUUCAAACAAAAGUUUAGGAGGCCUGGCCGCGUUCUUGGGCAAACGGCCAUUGUUGACUCAAUGUUGCUUGGUUGGAUUGGGAGAGGCAUUAUAUUCUUUAGUUAUAGCUGCCUUCUCUACUUAACGAUUUUUUUUUUUUUUUAUGUUUUAGUUCUUUCAUCUUACAGUUGUAACAGUUGUGCUUCUCAGUUGCAGUUACCUAUAUUCAUUACUAUAUCAA
Messenger RNA from Salvia hispanica, 1069 nucleotides. Its product is annotated as spindle/kinetochore-associated-like protein. Gene Ontology annotation, cellular component: spindle microtubule; mitotic spindle; outer kinetochore. NCBI's taxonomy places the organism in Eukaryota, Viridiplantae, Streptophyta, Magnoliopsida, Lamiales, Lamiaceae. Gene Ontology annotation, molecular function: microtubule binding. The record is from RefSeq and is a predicted model, not a curated record. Gene Ontology annotation, biological process: mitotic cell cycle; cell division; chromosome segregation.